Messenger RNA from Punica granatum (pomegranate), 1698 nucleotides. The record is from RefSeq and is a predicted model, not a curated record. Lineage: Eukaryota; Viridiplantae; Streptophyta; Magnoliopsida; Myrtales; Lythraceae.
GCCCCACGGAAGGCAGAGCCCACAACUUCGAAGCUCGAAACGCGAAACACCCCCUCUCUCUCUCUCUCUCUGCCUUUUUAUAGAUCAGCAGAAAGCGAGAUGGCGGAGAUCGGAAUGGGCUGGCGCCGGAGCGGUUGAUGAGAGAUGCGCGCGUCAGCCUACCUGUUCUCCACCUCCGUCUCCUGCUAAUCUGCGCGAUCAUCGCCUCCCGGCCCCCGGUGGCCCAGCCUCCUCUCCCGCGCGAGCUCCUCCUCACCACCUCCCGCGAAGCGAGCGGCUGCGGAGGCCGCGCGGUCGAGAUAUCUGGCCCCUCCGAUCCGGCGGCCAUGUCGAAGGCUCGAGUCUACGCCGAUGUCAAUGUCGUUAGGCCCAAGGAGUACUGGGACUACGAGUCUCUCACCGUCCAGUGGGGAAACCAAGAUGACUAUGAAGUUGUACGAAAAGUUGGAAGGGGCAAAUACAGCGAGGUAUUUGAAGGAAUAAAUGUUAAUACCAAUGAGAAGUGCAUAAUCAAGAUCCUCAAGCCUGUCAAGAAGAAAAAGAUAAAAAGGGAGAUCAAAAUACUUCAGAACCUAUGUGGUGGCCCAAAUGUUGUCAAGCUUCUUGAUAUUGUCAGGGAUCAACAUUCAAAGACUCCUAGCUUGAUAUUUGAGUAUGUGAAUAGUACAGAUUUCAAAGUAUUGUAUCCUACUUUGACAGAUUAUGACAUACGAUACUACAUCUAUGAACUUCUCAAGGCUAUAGAUUUCUGCCACUCACAAGGGAUAAUGCACAGAGAUGUUAAGCCUCACAAUGUUAUGAUAGAUCAUGAGCUGCGGAAAUUGCGGUUGAUAGAUUGGGGUCUGGCUGAAUUUUAUCAUCCAGGCAAAGAGUAUAAUGUCCGUGUUGCUUCCAGAUACUUUAAGGGACCUGAACUCCUUGUCGAUUUGCAAGACUAUGAUUAUUCUUUGGAUAUGUGGAGCCUUGGUUGCAUGUUUGCUGGAAUGAUAUUUCGGAAGGAACCAUUCUUCUAUGGUCAUGAUAACCAAGAUCAGCUUGUUAAAAUUGCAAAGGUUCUGGGAACAGAUGAGUUGAAUGCGUACUUGAAAAAGUAUCGGUUAGAACUUGAUCCACAGCUUGAUGCCCUUGUUGGGAGGCAUAGCAGGAAGCCCUGGUCAAAAUUUAUCAAUACAGACAAUCAGCAUCUAGUUUCUCCUGAGGCCAUUGAUUUUCUUGAUAAGCUGCUUCGAUAUGAUCAUCAGGACAGAUUAACUGCAAGGGAAGCUAUGGCCCAUCCAUAUUUCUCUCAGGUGAGAGCUGCCGAAAGUAGCAGGAUGCGUACCCAAUAAUCCGUUGUGUGGAGGAUUCAUGCUAUGUAUCCAUUUCGAACUUCUAUACUAUGUUAUGGGUUCAACACCAGUUGUGCCAUAUGUGGUAUAACAUAGACACCUCUCCUACAUUAUUUGCGAGAAGUUGAGCUGAAGUUGUAAGCUUUCUCUAGGUGCUCACUAAUGCGUUUUGAGCGCCUUCGGUGUUUUGUAUGCUUCUUCUUGAGUGUUUUACUUGGACCUCUGAAUUUGCUUCUGACUUGUACCUUAGGAUUCAUAAUGUUGGGGUUAGAACCGAUGACUGAAGCUGCUCGAAAAAUCUAGAAAAACAUGGGGCGUCCCCAGUGUGCUAUUUGCCCAUAAUAGAUGAGUUUAUUCUAAUCUUAUGUCA